Molecule: messenger RNA, 1779 nt
Organism: Hippopotamus amphibius kiboko
Lineage: Eukaryota; Metazoa; Chordata; Mammalia; Artiodactyla; Hippopotamidae
Product: basic proline-rich protein-like
Exons: 5
Coding region: 1-1779 (592 amino acids)
Source: RefSeq, a predicted model, not a curated record
AUGCGGGCAGGUCCUGUCUCUGAGACCGCAGACCAGAUGACGCCCUCGGCUGAGAAGCUCCCCAGAUGGAGAGGCGGAGAGAGCGCCCCUCAGGAGCUGAGCCCUGUGCGGAGGCUGCGGCGAGCUGGCACUCAGAGCAUCCAGGCCGGGGCUCUGAGGCCAGUGGACACGAGGGACCUGUUGCCUCCGGGAAGCCGCAGAGCUGUCCCGGGGGAGCGUGUGGGGUACGGUGGGGACCUGGGGAGGAGGGCGAGGCCAGUGGAGGGAGGGUGGCUGGUGGGCGUCCUUCAGGAGAGGGAGCCGGAGACAGGGGACGGGAGGAGUGUCAAGGGGGCGCAGGGCUCCGUGGGCAGCGGCCCAGCUGUGGGCACUCCCCGGGGGACAGGUGGCGGGCGGGGCCGGCCUGGAGCAGCAGACCACGUGGCUGCAUCUAGUUUGGGCUCCCCAGCAGGUGCACUCGGAGGCCAGACGAAGGCCAUGGCCAAGGUCAGGUUCGGGCAGGAGUGUGGGCAGAGUCCUGGUUGGGAAGAUGAGUGCAGCUCAUCCAGGGAGGCUGUCACCAAGAGCAAGAGGUCAAGGUUUGAAGAUGCAGCACCACCACCACCGCCACCAGCACCAUCACCACCAUCACCACCACCACCAUUGCCACCACCACCACUACCAUCACCACCACCACCAUCACCAUCACCACCAUCACCACCACCAUCAUCACCACCACCAUUACCAUCACCACCACCAGCAGCAGCACCACCACCACCAUUACCAUUACCAUCACCACCAUCACCACCACCACCACCAGCACCAUCACCACCACCACCAUCACCAGCACCACCACCACCAUUACCAACACCACCACCACCACCAUCACCACCACCAUUACCAUCACCACCACCACCAGCACCAUCACCACCACCACCACCAUCACUACCAUCACCAGCACCACCACCAUUACCAUCACCACCACCAGCACCAUCACCACCAGCACCAUCACCACCACCAUCACCACCACCACCAUCACCACCAUCACCAUCACCACCACCAGCACCAUCACCACCAGCACCAUCACCAUCACCACCACCACCACCACCACCAUUAUCAUCACCACUGCCACCACCACCACCACCGCCACCACCACCACCACCACCACCACCGUCACCACCACCACCACCAUCACCACCACCAGCACCACCACUACCACCACCACCACCACCAUCAGCACCACCACCAUUACCAUCACCACCACCACCACCACCAGCAGCAGCACCACCACCACCAUCACCACCAUCACCACCACCACCACCAUUACCAUCACCACCAGCACCACCACCAGCACCACCACCAUCACCACCAUCACCACCACCACCACCAUUACCAUCACCACCAUCACCACCACCACCACCAUUACCAUCACCACCACCACCAUUACCAUCACCACCACCAUCACCACCACCACCAUCACCACCAUCACCAUCACCACCACCAGCACCAUCACCACCAGCACCAUCACCAUCACCACCACCACCACCAUUAUCAUCACCACUGCCACCACCACCACCAUCACCACCACCACCAGCACCACCACCACCAGCAGCACCAUCACCACCACCACCACCACCACCAUCACCACCACCAGCACCAUCACCACCACCAGCACCAGCACCACCACCAGCACCAGCACCACCACUACCACCAUCACCACCAUUACCAUCACCACCACCACCACCACCACCAUCACCACCAUCACCAUCCUAUUGUUGUUUUUACUAUUGUUGUCUUUAA